UCGCUGUCUGCUUGUUGUGGCGUUGCCUUCCUCCGCACCCCGUCCCUCCGCGCUGCUGCCGCUGGAGUUAGCUAGGAAGAACCGGAGGCAGGUCUAUCGGUCGUGACAACCCCGCCGGUCUUUCUCGUGAACUUUUCCGAGUGUCGGUUGUGCCUAGAAGUCGGAGGGAGUGUUUUAUCUGUGUUUUCGAUGCAUGGGAGUGCCCUGGGAACGGCGAAGGGAGAAGACAGUGCCGGUGGUCCUGACUGUUCAGCAGGAUGAGUGAGGCAGAGGGCCAGUUCUACAGCGUUCAGGUGGGAGACUCCACCUUCACUGUACUGAAGCGCUACCAGCAGCUCCGCGCGAUUGGCUCUGGGGCCCAGGGUAUCGUGUGCUCUGCUCUAGAUACAGUCCUUGGUAUACCUGUGGCUGUCAAAAAGCUGGUCCGGCCCUUCCAGAACCAGACCCAUGCUAAGCGUGCCUACAGGGAGCUGGUGCUGCUCAAAUGUGUCAACCACAAAAAUAUCAUCCGUCUGAUCAAUGUGUUCACGCCUCAGAAGUCCCUGGAGGAAUUCCAGGAUCUGUAUCUGGUGAUGGAGCUGAUGGACGCCAGCCUAUGCCAGGUGAUCCACAUGGACCUGGACCACGAGAGGAUGUCCUACCUGCUCUACCAGAUCCUCUGUGGCAUCAGGCACUUACACUCUGCCGGCAUUAUCCACAGGGACUUGAAGCCCAGUAACAUUGUGGUGAAGUCAGAUUGCACUCUGAAGAUCUUGGACUUUGGCCUGGCACGGACGGCCUGCACUAACUUCAUGAUGACCCCGUAUGUGGUGACCAGAUACUACCGUGCCCCAGAGGUCAUUUUGGGCAUGAAAUAUAAGGAGAAUGUGGACAUCUGGUCAGUGGGGUGUAUCAUGGGAGAAAUGGUAAAGGGCAGCGUCAUCUUCCAGGGCACCGACCACAUCGACCAGUGGAAUAAGGUGAUUGAGGUUCUGGGCACGCCCAGUCUGGAGUUUAUGAAUCGACUGAUGGAGACCGUGAGGAACUAUGUGAUGAACAAGCCACAGUAUCCUGGCGUCAGCUUUGCUGAGCUUUUCCCCGACUGGGCCUUUCCCUCUGACUCAGAGCACGACAAACUAAAAACAGGUCAGGCACGGGACUUGCUGUCCAAAAUGCUGGUCAUUGAUCCUGAGUGCCGUAUCUCCGUAGAAGAGGCCCUAAACCACCCCUACAUUCACGUGUGGUACGACCCUGCAGAAGCUGACGCGCCUCCUCCCCAGAUUUCAGAUAAACAGCUGGAAGAGAGAGAGCACACCAUCGAGCAAUGGAAAGAACUCAUUUAUGAAGAAGUGAUUGACUGGGAAGAGAGGAACAAGAAUGGUCUAAUGAAAGAAGAUUGCUCGGAUGUGGUGUCAGGUUCAGCCUCCCAGUCCUCCUCAGCCAAUGACAUCUCAUCCAUGUCCACGGAGCACACCUUGGCCUCGGACACAGACAGCAGCAGCAUCGACACACUGACGGGACCGCUGGAUGAGAGUCAGUGAACACAGUCCAUGGCCACAUCUGUCUGCCUGUCUGCCUGCCUCAGUCCCCACUUUCCAUUUACAAUAUCCAACUAUCAAUCAACCAUCACCUUCCUUACUUCUGUUUACUCCCUUCUCUCCCAUUUGAAAAUUUUGUCCUCAGCAUUUUCUUCUUCCCCCUUUAACCUCAAUGAAUAGGUCUAUUUUUCUAUUUUCUUUCCCUGUGUGAUUUGGUAGAUCUUGUUGAUCCUCUUCAUCUUCAAACCUUGUUUUGUUUGGACUGCUGGCUGGAGGUCAAAGCUAUCUAUGCUAUUUGUUGGGUCAAAUGUUUCUCUUUCUCUUCUUGGAUAUUGUUUAACUUGAUCAAGCAUAUCAAUGUAUGCAUCCAUGUUGAUUUUCAGGUUACCAGGAGAAGGUGGGGGAUUGGUGUUUGUUCUGUAUGCCUGUAUUUUAAUAGUUUUAUUUUUUUAGCAAAUAAUAAGUUGAGACCAGAGGUUAUUGUCAUCAAAUUUAGAGCACACGCACACUGAACAUAGACCGCAGCCGCCAGCUGCUCUAAUGCAUGUUAUGCCAGUAAGAACAAAAGCUUCUCAGAAGUCGAUCACACCAAACCAUCCGACGUUCAUCCGAUGAUCAAACGCUAAUCCAAAGUUUGAUCAAUCCUUUAGCUAGCUCGCAGUAUUGCAGAUCUCCACAGUGGUGCUUUCUGCACAGUGUUUUUUUUUUAUUAUUAUUAUUAAUUGGCUUGAGUGAUGUGGAUUUUGAGCUUUUACUCCUGUCAGCUAGGGGAAGUUGUGGUUGCAGUGUUACAGUUUUAUUUCCUGAUAUAAUGUACUGUAUGUAAAGAUGUUAAGAUCUGACACUCAUAGUGACUGUAGACCAUUUCAUUACAAAUACAGUAGAUAAGGUGUGCUUGUUUUGUUAAGAAAUUCAACAUAUCUGUAGAACUAUAUAUUCCCCAUUUGACAAAAGGUACUAACUAUCAAUGUGUAAAUCAAAAGAACAUAGUCAUAAAUUUGGGAGAGGCAAAAAGAUACAUGUAUUUAUUUUUGUGUUCUUGCAAAAUGUUGCACACAAUCACAUUGAGGCCCAUGGAAACCAAGCCUCUUUUCAUAACAUUUCAUUGACAGAUAAAUGCAUGGGCUGCUCCUUUUCUAAACCAUUCCAUUAGUACUGCGACAGUAAUAAAAUUCUGAAUCCUACAUCAUGUAAAACACAUGCAAAGGCAGUGGAACACAAAUAAUGGUGUUUAACUUGCAUGAAGGCAGUACGAUGCCUGAAAGAUAUUGUAGUUCUUGUUAAAAAGAGAAAUCUGAUCAGGUCAGUUCUUUUACUUACAGUACCUUGAUGUUCUGAAAGCCUAUUUGAGAUAAAUUUUUUUUCUGUUUUGCUUUGUAAACCUAUAUGUGUGUAUGUGUUACCAGAUGUACUGCGCAGCACUCUCCUUCACUAUCUCUUUUGAAUCGUCCUUAAAGAACAGCAGUCACCCCGUCCGUAAAGGCAGUGUCUCUGGAGGAAGUUGGCCCAGCAACAAAACAAACAAACAAACAAACAAAAAAACAGACAUGUUGUAGUUUAAAAUGAGGAUGUGACUGUGGAGUCCUGAAUCCAAAUCUGGACCUUUGCAACUCAAGAUUGAAACUCAAAAGAUGAACCUUGGAAAUGGACUGUGGAGCUGCUUUUUGCAGAACUGAUUGCACAGUGUGAUGGACAUGCAGAAAUAUGACACUAUGGAGUCACUGAGGACUUAUGCACCAUGUUGUACACUAUAUUUUCCUUUUCAAAACCAUGACCUUAUUCUUUCAGUCAUGCCUUAAAUGACCUGAGGAGUGGCCAUUUCACUCCCAAACAUCUUAUCACAUCAGAACUGAGCAUCACAGUGUUCAGAACAUCUUUACCAUGUUUAAAAAAAAAACCUCCAUUGUAUACACUGUACAUCUCACGUUUUUGUUCAGUUUGUUUCUCCUUUUAUUUUCAGAGAUGUCCUGUGUGAUUGCAUUGACCACAAUAUUAUCACUUGGCCAACAUCUUUUGCCCUGACGCAACUAAUAAAGUGGACAUCAGUGA
Lates calcarifer (barramundi perch) is the source of this 3566-nucleotide messenger RNA. It is a transcript of the gene mapk9, whose product is annotated as mitogen-activated protein kinase 9. The record is from RefSeq and is a predicted model, not a curated record. Gene Ontology annotation, molecular function: ATP binding; JUN kinase activity. Gene Ontology annotation, cellular component: nucleus; cytoplasm. NCBI's taxonomy places the organism in Eukaryota, Metazoa, Chordata, Actinopteri, Centropomidae. Gene Ontology annotation, biological process: protein phosphorylation; JNK cascade.